AAUUUUCUACUCAUAGUCACAAUUUUUUCCCUACAAUAUUUGUGUGAAAGGAGGUCAGCCGCGUAGGUUGAAUUCUCAAGUUCUCAACCGAUAAUAUCAAGGUUCUACAAUUACAACAGCUUUUGCCAAAUCACAGUCCCGUCGUACCAUUCCUACACCAAACAGAAACUCCCACCUUAUUUUAAAUUGGUAAAAAAAUAAAAUCAAAAAAAUAAUGUACUUGUAGUAAUUAAAUGGUAUUGGUACCUUAAGCAUCAUUUAUAAAAACCUGUAUAAUAGUCAAACCAAAAAUCUCUUUUAUCUUUACCAUCACAUCCUCUCAUCUUACAUUCUUACGUACACAUAGCAUAAAUACUCUCAACCACCCUUUUUCAUUCACUAAUAUUACAACUCUAUUAAAAAUAUAUAUAAAAAUCUAUAUCUACAUUUUUGCACCCUUCUUCAACACACUUUCUCAACCCCAAAUUCACAAAUUAAACACAAAAAAUUCAUAAAUACUCAAAAACCCAUCAUUAUUACCUAAACACAUGUUCUCCCUAACUAAUAGAUUUCAAUUAAGAUGAACUAUUUCUCAGACGAUUUCGAAUCAAAGAGCAAUAGUAGUUCCUACUCAAUGACAGGUAGUGAGUUUAUCCACACAUCACCUGAAAAUUUUUCCCUUUUAAAACCACAUCGUUCAUCCGAUUCUGCCUUCGAAGCCAUCAUCUCGGCUUCUACGGCAGCCAACAACCGUCCUUUAACCUUUAACGACUUCAAACUCAUUCGCAAAGUCGGUGCUGGGGAUAUAAGCACUGUAUACUUGUGCCAACUUCGGUCCGAUAAAUCGUGCCAAUAUGCAAUGAAGGUGGUGGAUCGAGAGAUGCUCGCAAUCAAGAAUAAAACACAAAGAGCGGAAAUGGAAAAGAAAAUACUCAAGUUGCUUGAUCAUCCAUUUUUGCCUACGUUAUACGCUCAGUUUGACGCUUCUCAUUUUUCUUGCAUUGUUAUGGAGUAUUGCUCUGGUGGUGACUUGCACUCGCUCCGUCAUAGCCUCCCUUACCACCGUUUUCCUCUCUCUUCCGCAAGGUUCUACGCAGCAGAAGUAUUGGUAGCGUUGGAAUAUCUCCACAUGCUUGGAAUCAUUUACAGAGACUUAAAACCCGAGAACGUUUUAGUCAGAUCAGACGGUCACAUCAUGCUCUCUGAUUUCGACCUCUCUCUAUGCUCUGAUUCCAUCCCAGCUGUCCAAUCCCCUCAUUUUUCAUCCCCAUCCCAUCAUCCUACGGCUCACACUUCUCCACCCAACACUUCCCCCCAAAAAAACUCAUGCACUUCAAGUUCAACUAACAACACCACUCCGUUAUUUUCAUGCAUUCCUUAUAACCGGCUGUUCCGGUCAAAGAAAAUCCAAACCUUAAGCGGUAACCGACUCUUCGUAGCGGAGCCGGUUAACGCUAGGUCUUGCUCCUUCGUUGGGACCCAUGAGUACAUCGCUCCGGAAGUCGCUUCUGGUAAUUCCCACGGAAACGCCGUUGAUUGGUGGGCGUUUGGAGUUUUUCUGUACGAGAUGAUUUAUGGACGGACCCCAUUUGCUGAACCGUCAAACGCAGCCACGCUGCGUAACAUACUGAAAAAGCCCUUGGUAUUUCCAACACAAUCUCCUACUUCCAUGUCAGAGUCUCACGCACGUGACCUCAUAUCCGAGUUGUUGAAAAAAGAUCUGACGAGUCGACUCGGAUCGAGUCGUGGAGCGGCUGACGUCAAGACCCACCCGUUUUUCAAAGAAUUGAAUUUCGCGCUUGUGAGGUCGUUGACACCGCCAGCAGUCCCGGGGUUACGACAACAAUGCCCGCCAGGUGCGACGUCGUUUAAGGGUAGAAAGGAAUCAACGACGUUUGAUUAUUUUUGAUGGAAAGGCUUUUUUAAUGGUUGAGAUUAACUCCACGUGGCUUGUCGGUCCCAUUAUAUGUGGGGACAGUGACAGUCUGGUGGGGACAGUUGUAUAUUCGAGCUGUCUAAUUUAAUGAAGGAGAGAGAAAAAGAUUUUUUUCCGAGAAA
Messenger RNA from Chenopodium quinoa (quinoa), 2037 nucleotides. Its product is annotated as protein kinase PINOID-like. Gene Ontology annotation, biological process: protein phosphorylation. Gene Ontology annotation, molecular function: protein serine/threonine kinase activity; ATP binding. The record is from RefSeq and is a predicted model, not a curated record. Bases 560 to 1888 code for a protein of 442 amino acids. Lineage: Eukaryota; Viridiplantae; Streptophyta; Magnoliopsida; Caryophyllales; Amaranthaceae. Gene Ontology annotation, cellular component: plasma membrane; cytoplasm; nucleus. The transcript has 3 exons.